Molecule: messenger RNA, 1569 nt
Organism: Olea europaea var. sylvestris
Lineage: Eukaryota; Viridiplantae; Streptophyta; Magnoliopsida; Lamiales; Oleaceae
Product: carotenoid 9,10(9',10')-cleavage dioxygenase-like
Exons: 14
Coding region: 1-1527 (508 amino acids)
Biological process (GO): carotene catabolic process
Cellular component (GO): chloroplast stroma
Molecular function (GO): carotenoid dioxygenase activity
Source: RefSeq, a predicted model, not a curated record
AUGGAUUUAGAGUGGUUGCAGGAGUGUCUGAAUGGUGAAUUUGUGAGGGUUGGUCCUAACCACAAGUUUACUCCAAUUGCAGGAUGUCAUUGGUUCGAUGGAGAUGGAAUGAUUCAUGGUAUGCACAUAAAAGAUGGAAAAGCAACAUAUGUUUCGCGUUAUGUGAAGACAUCUCGUUUUAAACAAGAAGAGUUUUUUGGCAGAGCUAUGUUUAUGAAGAUUGGAGACCUGAAAGGGGUGUUUGGAUUGCUCAUGGUUAACAUGCAAAUGCUCAGAGAAAAACUAAAUGUAUUAGAUAUGUCCUAUGGGAAUGGUACAGCUAAUACAGCUCUAGUAUAUCACCAUGGAAAGCUUUUGGCACUUAGCGAGGCAGAUAAACCAUAUGCCAUUAAAGUUUUGGAAGAUGGAGAUCUGCAAACUAUCGGCUUGCUGGACUAUGAUAAAAGACUGGCACAUUCUUUUACUGCUCAUCCUAAGGUUGAUCCAUUCACCGGAGAAAUGUUUACCUUUGGCUAUUCACAUACACCACCAUAUGUAACAUACAGAGUUAUAUCGAAGGAUGGAGCAAUGAAUGAUCCAGUUCCAAUAACAGUAUCAGGCCCAAUCAUGAUGCAUGAUUUUGCAAUUACUGAAAACUAUGCAAUUUUUAUGGACCUCCCGUUAUACUUUAAGCCAAAGGAUCUAUUAUCGGGGAAGACGAUUGGCAGUGCUAAAGAAUGUGAGGGACUUUACUACUUUGACGAGACGGAUGAAAUGGUGAAGGAUAAAAAGUUUAUUUUCAGCUUUGAUGCUACACAGAAAGCUCGUUUUGGCAUACUUCCGCGGUAUGCAAAAAAUGAACUCCUAAUCAAAUGGUUUGAGCUUCCAAAUUGCUUCAUAUUCCAUAAUGCAAAUGCUUGGGAGGAAGGAGAUGAAGUUGUUCUUAUCACUUGUCGCAUUGAGAAUCCAGAUCUUGAUAUGGUUAAUGGCGCCGUUAAAGAAAAGCUUGAGAAUCUCAAAAACGAACUGUAUGAGAUGAGGUUCAACCUCAAAAAUGGUCUGGCUUCACAGAAAAAAUUAUCUGUAUCUGCUGUAGAUUUUCCAAGGGUGAACGAAAGUUAUACUACGAGGAAACAGCGAUACGUAUAUGGAACAACACUGGACAAGAUUGCCAAGGUAACUGGGAUUAUCAAGUUCGAUUUGCAUGCAGAACCAGAGACUGGAAAAGAAAACUUAGAAGUUGGAGGAAAUGUUAAAGGUAUCUUUGAUCUGGGACCUGGACGAUUUGGUUCAGAGGCUGUCUUUGUUCCCCGGCAUCCUGGUACUACAUCUGAAGAAGACGAUGGCUACUUGAUUUUCUUUGUACACGAUGAGAACACUGGAAAGUCGGCAGUGAGCAUAAUUGAUGCAAAAACGAUGUCACCUGAUCCUGUUGCCAUUGUUGAAUUGCCCAAGAGAGUUCCAUACGGAUUUCAUGCUUUGUUCGUGACAGAGGUAAAUUUUAUCCAUUUUUAUUUCUUUUUUGUUUCCUUUUGUGUAUUCUUCUAGUUAAAAACACCGACAGAUAAACGAAGCUAGAAUGCAAAUCGU